This is a messenger RNA of Chrysemys picta bellii (western painted turtle), 5954 nucleotides long. It is a transcript of the gene GCK, whose product is annotated as glucokinase. The record is from RefSeq and is a predicted model, not a curated record. Gene Ontology annotation, cellular component: cytosol; mitochondrion. Gene Ontology annotation, biological process: glucose metabolic process; glucose 6-phosphate metabolic process; regulation of insulin secretion. Gene Ontology annotation, molecular function: mannokinase activity; ATP binding; fructokinase activity. NCBI's taxonomy places the organism in Eukaryota, Metazoa, Chordata, Testudines, Emydidae.
GGCCCCGUGAAGCAGGACAGCAACAGGAUUUCCCUGGUUGCCACAGUAAUACAAAGUUAAUCUCAAGUUCCCAGGAUGCAACUUGGGACCCCAUUGAGGGCAAAAAUGGGAAGGUGUCACCAGCCAAAAAAGUAAAUAAACUUACUGGUAAGUUGAGAAAAGUGACUGGAGGAAGCAGGCAGGUGGGUGAGCGAAGCUGAGCACCCAUGCUCCAUUACCCCGAGGAGAGGAGGAGACCUUCAGUCGCCAGGAAGGGACUCGUUGCUUCUCUUCCGACAAGAUGCAGGGUGACAAAAUGGAUCCCAACGUGAUGGACGUACCUUCACCCCAUCCCACCGAGUGAACCCCCAAACCAGAAGGAGUCUGAGAUCCCGGGGGCUGGGGCAAGACAAAGUCCAGGGAAAGAAGAAGAAGCAGGAGCAGAAUUGCUUUGAUUUUGAUUUUGCGUGCUAGAAAAGAGGAAACCAACCAACCAGCCUACGGCUGAAAUAAACCAGUGAGGAAAGUGAAGGAUUCACAAGCGCAGCAGGGCGGAGCUGUCUUCUCAGCCCAGGACCAGCUGCUUCAGGAGCAAGAGGUGGAAUAUUUCUGGGGCAAGAAAACAAGUGGUGGUGUGUGUUUUGACUCGGUGCGUGACGGAUUUGCCAGCAGCCUGCCCCUUGCGGACAGCUGCCCCAAUGCUGGAUCGCAGAACCAGGAUGGACAGCUCCAAGAAGGAGAAGGUGGAGCAGAUCCUGUCGGAGUUCCGGCUGCAGGAGGAGGAUCUGAAGAAGGUGAUGCGUCGGAUGCAGAAGGAAAUGGAUCGGGGGCUGAAGCUGGAGACGCACGAGGAAGCCUCUGUGAAAAUGCUGCCCACUUACGUACGCUCCACGCCCGAAGGCUCAGAGGUUGGGGACUUCCUGUCGUUGGAUCUCGGCGGCACCAACUUCCGCGUGAUGUUGGUGAAAGUGGGCGAAGGGGAAGAAGGGCAGUGGAGCGUGACGACAAAGCAUCAGAUGUAUUCCAUCCCAGAGGACGCCAUGACGGGAACUGCUGAAAUGCUCUUCGAUUACAUCUCCGAAUGCAUCUCCGACUUCCUGGAUAAACACCAGAUGAAACACAAAAAGCUGCCUCUGGGCUUCACAUUCUCCUUCCCCGUGAGGCAUGAGGAUAUUGACAAGGGGAUCCUUCUGAACUGGACGAAGGGUUUCAAAGCAUCAGGAGCUGAAGGGAACAACAUCGUGGGGCUUUUGCGGGACGCUAUCAAGCGCCGAGGGGAUUUCGAGAUGGACGUGGUCGCCAUGGUCAAUGACACGGUGGCUACAAUGAUUUCCUGUUACUAUGAAGAUCACCGGUGCGAGGUUGGCAUGAUAGUGGGUACCGGCUGCAACGCCUGCUACAUGGAGGAGAUGGAGAACGUGGAGCUGGUGGAGGGGGACGAGGGCCGGAUGUGCGUGAACACUGAGUGGGGAGCCUUCGGGGCCUCAGGGGAGCUGGACGAGUUCCUCCUGGAGUACGAUCGGGUGGUGGAUGAGACCUCACUUAACCCCGGGCACCAGCUCUACGAGAAGAUGAUCGGAGGCAAGUACAUGGGAGAGAUCGUGCGGCUGGUGCUGCUAAAACUGGUCAAUGAAAAUCUGCUCUUCCAUGGGGAGGCGUCCGAGAAGCUGAAAACCAGAGGCAGCUUCGAAACCCGCUUCAUCUCGCAGAUCGAAAGCGACGCCGAUGACUGGAAACAGACCUACAACAUCCUGACGUCCUUCGAGCUGCUGCCCUCGCUCACGGACUGCGACAUCGUGCGGAUGGUGUGCGAGAGCGUCUCCACGCGGGCGGCACAGAUGUGCUCGGCAGGGCUGGCCGGCGUGAUCAACCGCAUGCGGGAAAGCAGGGGCGAGGAGAGGCUGAAGAUCACCGUGGGCAUCGAUGGCUCGGUCUACAAGCUCCACCCCAGCUUCAAAGACCAGUUCCAUGCGACCGUCAGACAGCUGGCGCCCGGCUGCGACAUCACCUUCCUCCAGUCAGAAGAGGGCAGCGGCAGGGGGGCCGCCCUGAUCUCGGCGGUAGCGUGCAAAAUGGCCUGCCUGAUUGGCCGGUGAGCGAGGCCGCUGGCCAAAGGACCACGGAAGGAGCAGCCGCAGCUGGGAUGUGGCUCCAUGCCGAGUUCUUUAGAGCGCGUGCGCCCAGGAGCGGAACCAACAAUUGAAGGGGCGGGGCAGUUCCUGACCCCGCCCACCUGCCUCCCACCUGUCCUAGCCACUGCGCUAGCUGCACUGUGUCCCCUUGCUGUUCCUCAGCCCUCUUUGCUGCUGCCAGGCCGGGCUCUUGGUCCACGCAAUAAAUCGGUUCCCGAGGAGGUAUACUCCUAGGAUUGGUUUGAGGGGAGGGGGAAGGGCAGUCCUCUGACCCUUCUCUUCUGAUUGGCUCAGGAAUUAAAAUGAGACGGGCGCAUCAAAACGGCGUCCAAUCCGCACAAACGGCGGUCGAGGGUUGCGUUUCUCUCAGCCAAUCAGGUGCGUGGACGUCGGGGCGUGUCAGGAGCCCGCGAUCGGUGGCAGGCUGGCGUGUGCUUGGGGGGGUGCUGGCGUCAGGACUAGAGCCCAGGCGGGAGGCGGAGGCUGGAUAGAGACUGGCCUGUCCACUAGCCGGAGGCCCAGGUGUGGCUGGGCCUGCUGAGCCCAGGCUGGGAUGGAGCUGGCGGGAAUCUCCGGCAAGAGAGCAGCUGGGGGGGUUCACUUCCCCUCCCGCCCUUUCCUGACCCUCCAAGUCUAGCUGCCGAACAGGGCCAAAAGCUUUGCCUCUGGUCUCCCCCCGUCUCUGGCUUUCCCCUCCAUGGUGCAGCUCGGGUUCCUUUAGGAAUAGCAAUAGAUCCUCUCUCUUCUGGUUGUGCCCAAAGGCCGGCGGCCCCAUGGCACUGGCUGCGGUCCGAACACCAAUGAAGAGAUGUUCCUUGCGGCGGACUGACCUGGCAUCCCUGCCCCUGAUGCUCUGGGACAGAGCCCACAACAGGGAGCGCUCCCCAGGGCCCAGCCCACCCCUUUCCAUCUGGAAAUCCAGCUCCGGGGCUCGCCUUCCUCCUCCCAAGCACACCUAGUCCUUGGUCUCCCUGGGGUGCACCUCCUGCUCACAAGGAGGAGGCUGCCGUGGAGUAAAUCCUGCCCUGUGCUGUUUGGCUGGCCUUGGGCUGGUUUCGCAGAGGCAACAGAAAUUCAGGAAACCAGGGCAAACCCCAGGGCAAGAACUGCUCUCCCCGGGAAACCUUUCUGUUGGAAGCAGAUACAGAGCGGGGGGCAGAUACCUUCUCUCAGUCAUAUGUGACCACAUGGCCUGGUGUGAGUUGGCCAUCUGUGUUCCCUGUACCGCAUAGCCCAGACUUCCUCUUGGGGGGAGGCUGGGGGGCUUUCUGCUGGACACCCCCCCACACACACACACACAGCAGCCAGCCAUGUCUGCACAUUCUGUGUUGGUCCGAGGUCCGGUCCACGUCUCUUUGUUGCCAAGCAUUUGAAAUCUUCAGGUACCCCUCCCGCCCUCUCAGGCUAACGUUGAUUAGGCUGUACCUCUCCUGAGCAGGACCAGUGCUGCUGUUCGUGAGCCAGACACAUUGUCACCCCCACUCCCCUCCACACACAGCCUGCGUGUUCCCAUGCAGCGUGCACACCCCAGUGCACAAAGCCCACCGGGUGCACGCCUUCACCCACUCACCGUCCCAUGGGAUGUGCGUCGCACUGCGGCUCGUCAGAUAAGCAUCAUGCAUGUGCGCACCAAGCCCUACAGACUCAUGCAUCUUUUGAUAGCCCCACACACGGGUGCACGUACCGUCCUUGUAUACUCAAUCCAUCUGCAGGACGCCUCAGCCGGACAUACAGGGCUUCCACUCUUUUUUUUUCUGUACAUAAGAAUAAAAUAAUUCUGAUGUUCUGGGCCUGACUGUUUAGUAGCGAUGAAAUUCACCCCAACAGCGUAUUAGACUUUAUCCUAUGUUUGAUGUUAAAAUAAUUCCCCACCCAUCCCUAGUGAUGGCACCCUGCCCACAUCAGACAUGGAGGUGUGGAGGGGGGGCACAUAUCCCUGAGUUAAAGUCCCCCUCACGCAAUCAAAACACAACGUAAGAAUAGAGAAGAUACAUGUAGCGUCCAGACAGCCUUUGUAAAGGGCAUGAUCUACCCCUCUGCGGGGCUCCUAGGGGCAUUGUAUUGCAAGUGCCAUCUGUGGUAGGUAAUAUACAAGAGCUAUGCUUCCUAAUGCCAGACCUGGUCAUGUAGGAGCCAGCUGUAGGACACAAGACAGGUCUGGAAGAAGCCAGCAGUUGCCCUCUGAUCUCUGGCUCUUCUGAAGCUCCUGGCCCUAGAGAGGACUGUCCUGGCAGGUCCCAGCCUCUUGCUUUCUCCCUGUGUCAGUGUACUCCUGGCACUGUCUGCGUCACAUCCCUGAGCUGUCAGAGCUGCCUGGCCCAUGAGUACUUCCUACGCAGACUGGUUGUUCCUGGCAGCGACAAGAGGAUGAUAUUUUGGGAUCGGGGAACGGGAGCGUCCUUUAUCCUCCCCACCAGAGAGGGUCAAAAAAGCCCCCAAAUCCUGAUUCGAAUCCAGCUUUCAUUUCCAAAUUUUCCAGCCAAAAGUUUGGAACGAACAAUGUUUCCUUUGGAAUUGUUGGCAGAAAAAGUUUGCAAGGGAAUCUGACUCCGAAUCGGGAUUUUUUUCUUGCCGUUUGGUUUUUGCAAAGCACGAUGUUUUCAGAAAUCUGGAUGUUUGUGGUUCCUUUUAGCGUCGAAGGCCAGAAGGGACCAUUGUGAUCCUCCGAUCUGACCUCCUGUUUCGCACAGGCCAAAGACCUGCCCCACAGUCAUUCCUAGAGCAGAUCUAUUAGAAAUCUAGCAUCUUCGUUUGAAAAUUUAAUUAUGGAGAAUCUACCGCGACCCUUGGUAAAUUGUUCCAGUGGUGAAUUAUCCUCAAGUGUCAAAAGUUUACACCUUAUUUCCAGUCUGAAUUUGUCUAUCUUCGACUUUCAGUCAUUGGGAUCAUGUUAGACCUUCUUCUGCCAGACUGAAGAGCCCAGUAUUAAAUCUUUGUUCCCCACGUCGGUACUGACAGACUGGGAUUAAGUCCCCCCUUCACCGUCCCUUUGUUAAGCUAAAUAGACGGAGCACCUUGAGUCUCUUGCUAUAAGGCAGGUUUUCUGAUCCUUGAAUCAUUCUUGUGGCUCUUUUCUGGUCCCUCUCCAAUUUAUGAACCUCUCUUUUGAAUUGUGGGCACCAGAACUGGACACCGGAUUCCAGCAGCGAUCGCACCAGCGGCAAACACAGAGUUGAAAUAACCGCUCGGCUCUGAUCCGAGAUUCCCGUUUAUGUAGCCCAGGAUCGUAUUAGCUCUUUUGGCCACAGCAUUGCAUGGGGCACUCACGUUCUGCUGAUUAUCCAUCAUGCUCCCCAAAUCUUUUUCAGGGUCUCUGCUUCCCAGGAUACAGUCACCUAUCCUGUAAAUAUGGCCUACAGUCUUUCUUCCUAGAUGCACACAUUUACCUUUAGCUGUAUGACAAUGCAUAUUGUUUGCUUGCGCCCAGCUUUCCAAGUGAUCCAGAUCGCUCUGUAUCAGUGACUUGUCCUCUUCGUUAUUUACCAUGUUCCCAAUUUUCGUGUCCGCUGCAAACUUCAUCAGCGAUUAUUUUGUUUUCUUCCAGGCCAUUAAUAAAAAUGUUCAAUAGCGUAGGGCCAAGAACCGAACCUUGUGGGACCCCACUAGAAACACACCCAUUUGAUGCUGAUUCCCCAUUUACAAUUACGUUUUGAGACCUCUCCAUUAGCCAGCUUUUUAUCCAUGUCCUGUGUGCCACGUUAAUUUUACAGUGUUCUAGUUUUGUAAUCAAAAUGUCGUGCGGUACCCAGUCAGAUACCUUACCGUAGUAGUCUAAGUAUGUUACCUCAACAUUAGUACCUUUAUCAACCAAACUUGUAAUUGCAUCCAAAAAAAGCUGUCAUG